AUGUCGCGCUUCGCCCUCCGCGCGCUCUCGACAUCUGCACGCGCGCUCGAGGCCGCCGCCGAAGCCGCUCCUGUGGCUGCGGUCGAGCUCCGGCCAGAGUGGACGCCCAAGGGCAAGCCUCAACCGACCCGCCCUUCGCGCGGGACCCGCGUCGCCCUCCCGAACGGGCUGCCCGAGCCCACGAGCUACCCCCCUUCCAAGAGCUACCUUAACAAGGUGGAGGAGAUGCGCUUCAAGGGCGAGGUACCUAAGCCUCACCCGCUGUGGGCGUUCUUCCAUGUCCCGGCCGAGUCUAUGGAGGUGACUGCGGACACCAAGUUCCCACCCGACUUUGGGAGUGUGCCGCGGUUGGAGAAUGAGAAUGUGGAGCUCAAGUCGGGCCGCUCCUGGUCCGCGCCUGAACUGCGCCUCAAGUCAUUCGGGGACCUCCACACCCUGUGGUACCUGCUCCUGCGGGAGCGUAACGUGAUCGCGACCCAGAAGGCGGAGCGCAAGCGUCUUCGCGUCGCACCGCAGUACGGUGGCAAGCUGCUGAGCAUCCGGAGCUUGAGGUGCCGCAAGUCGAUGGCGCGCAUCAAGUACGUGCUCAACGAGCGGCGUCUCGGUGCUAUCGCGGCUGCCGCGCCCUCCGUGCACGCUGAGGCUACCGCGCGCGUCACUGUCCCCUUCGCGCUGAGGGGCAUCAACGACCCCGCGUCCCAGGUCGAAGCGCUUGCCGGCAGACACCCCAUCCCUGACGUGCUCUCCGCUGAAGACCGCGCCGCUCUCGCAGCCGCCAAGGACGCGCGGAACGACGCCAUCUUGGCCAGGAAGGCUGCGCUCAAGGCUGCGCGUCGGGCGGCCAAGCGGGCCGAAAAGCUAGAGCAGGAGAUGACGGACGCUGAGGUUGAGGCCCUCGUCCAGGCGGAGGAGGACGUGGCCAAGGAGGAGGCCGUCACCAAGAAGAUCGAGGACCAGGUCGCGGCCAAGGAGGCCGAGGCUUCACCAGUCAAGGAGGAGGCUGCCCCGGCCAAAGUGGAGGCUGCGCCAGCCACGAGCAAGAACUAG
Messenger RNA from Cutaneotrichosporon cavernicola, 1047 nucleotides. RefSeq lists its product as uncharacterized. NCBI's taxonomy places the organism in Eukaryota, Fungi, Basidiomycota, Tremellomycetes, Trichosporonales, Trichosporonaceae. Gene Ontology annotation, molecular function: structural constituent of ribosome. The record is from RefSeq and is a predicted model, not a curated record. Bases 1 to 1047 code for a protein of 348 amino acids. The transcript is spliced from 3 exons. Gene Ontology annotation, biological process: mitochondrial translation. Gene Ontology annotation, cellular component: mitochondrial ribosome; mitochondrial large ribosomal subunit.